AUGAUUAUGCCUGCUAGAGUAUCUCCAAACGAAUGUACAGUGCCUUCAGAUAACGGAAUGUCCUAUUCCAAUUCUGAGCAACAAGCUACCGUGAACGAAGUUUCAAACUUGACUGGUUCGCCUCCCGAGGCAAAAAAUGUGAACGAACAUCUGUUUAAGGCGAUCAGUGACAUCUUCAGGCCUAUACUCAAGCUGAUGAAUUUGUUUGGAAUAUACUACGGGGAUAACACUCUGAAAUCUUUGACAGAUGAUUCUGGUCGUUUGUCGAGGAGAGCGUAUGUUUCACUCAUGUAUUGUGGUCUGGUAGUUACUGGCCUUUGGUUCAAUUUCUUUUUGGCUUUUCUCAGUUGCUUUUUUGUCCCUGAGAAGAUCUAUGUUUCUUUAAUGUUCUGCUUAUGGUGUCUUAUGGGAGCACUGAAUGCAACAAUUACCCUGAUUGUGUCACCAGUAACAAGAACAAGAAAAUCACGUUUUCAGCACUUCGUUCGUGGUUUAAUCGACAAUAAGAGUCAUGCUACGUUGGAAAAGGUAACAGUCAAAUCAAGAAAUGGCAUAAUUGCGUUUUUCCUUGUAUUUGCUAGUGCUACUGUGGGAUCGUUGAUGACAUGUCUAAAGCUUGAUAUGAAACUUGCCGACUUUAAGCCUUUAAGUGAAUCACCUGUCUUUGCCAUAGUUUCCGUCAUCUUUCUGAUAAUAGCUGUUGGUUCGUGGUUGCUUCCAGUACUCCUUUUCUGUAUUACGUGUCUCAUACUGGCGGAACUGUUUGAUGAUUUGAGUAAGCGGAUGAAACAGCAGUCAUUGCACUCAACAACAGUGCAACUAGCUUCUUUUAAGGUGGAGCAUCACCAACUAUGCGAGGUUGUGGAACUGGCCGCUGCGAUGUUUUCUCCUCUACUUCUCGAAAUGGUGUCUUUAUACAUUCCUUUGAUUUGCUUCAAUUUGUACCUCGCUGUUCAUUCACCUGGGAAUACUGAGGAAAAGAAAUAUUUGUUCAUGGGAAAUAACUUUUUCUGGCUCAUUGCGUCAGUUUGUGUUUUAACAAUUAUCAUGCUGUUUGGAUCCAAAGUGAGCGAAGGGGUACGUGUACAUUUUGAAUCAUUAUUUGUUUUUUUGAUCCUAUUUUCCUAGGAUAAUUUCAUUAUUCUUUUACAUCCAUCUCUUAUUAAAUGCAAAACAUAUGUUCCACUUAAAGUGCUUCCACCUUUUGAAUUGAUUACAAUGUAGGGCCUGUUGACUUUGUUAUUGUCUUGAAUAGUUCUUAUUUGUUUUUCUUUAAUUUCAAUAUUUGAUAAUGUUAUUUUUAUUCCAAUAUGCUUCAGAUUCACAGUUUUCAAAAGAUUUUGCGAACAGUUCCUGUUUCAAAAGAAGACGAAGGAAAGGUAAUUGCAUAUUUGCGCGAUUAAGAGAAACUUUUCCUUUUCUUAACUUAGAUUAAUCUCCACAUAUAUUUUUAUUGAAAUAAAUAUUCGCAAUGAAAGCCGCCCAGGAAAAAUAAGCUGUAAAAUAAAUUCAAGAAAUCUUUUUAAAGCUGGUGUCACAAUGUGUUGUGCUCAUGUAGAAGGCUCUUCGAUCUACAAGAGAGCAAAUUAUUAGCUGCCAUUUAGAUAAAGUAAGUUUGGGAGUAGAAGCAGUUGUAAAUACAGGUGACAGGCUGAUUCAACAUGGCCCCCUAUCUCUUCACGGUAUUAUUAUGUUUUCUAGCUCCUCUUCUCAGUCUAAAAACCAUUAAUUCUCCCUAUAAAUUUCGUCAUCCACUUUUACUCCAGAGAGGGUGAACUGAAAUGUUUUAUUUCUCUUUCUAUUAUCUUAAAAUAAUUAUAAUAGUAAUAAUAAUUACAAUAAUAAUAAUGAAGAAUUUCUAUAGCGCCAAAUUGAUCGGCUCAUAGCGCUUUACAACACUUUGCGGGGGACCUUGGCCAGACUGCAUUGAGCAGUUCACAAUUUUUGAAGGAAAUUUUUUGGAGAUGCCUCCAUUUUCAGAAUUAAGGCCAGACCACAAUACCAGGAGAUGCGUUCCCUAAUCUUUGCGAGAAAUGUACGGGUUCUUAAAUAUGCUCUUCUAACCAGUGCGUAUAAAAUGCAGGAGACGGGGCCUACGGUUUUUCGUCCAUCUUCGAGAAGACUAAAAUAACUAACCAUAGCGAAGACAGCACAUUCUCCUUAGUCAUUUUAGGACACUGAGUCGUUCGGCCUUAGGCUUGAGCCUUCGACCUCCCAUACGGCAGUCCGGUGCUCCCUACGACAUGAGCUAACCAGGCGGCGGUUUAAAUAACAAUAAUAAUAAUAAUAAAAAAUGGUGAGUUUUUCCUAUGGAUUCAAAAAUUGAUAUUUAUCGAUUCUUAUCUAUUUUCAGUUGGUGAUGUUUAUGCUUGAUCUUCAGGGAGACCCACAGGGUUUGUCAAUUGGUGGUCUUGUGGUCAUCACCAAGUCCUUGUCUUUGACGGUAGGUCUAUUCCGCGAAAGGCAGCUUGAUUUACGCGAAGAGUUACAAUUUUGGUUAAAAUCUGCUAAUUUUGCAAUUUAUUACUAUUUUAAUUUUUUGACAGAUCGCCGGAGUGAUCAUUUCUUAUUUCGCUGUUAUGUUGUCUCUGCCGAGUUAA
This is a messenger RNA of Pocillopora meandrina, 2600 nucleotides long. NCBI's taxonomy places the organism in Eukaryota, Metazoa, Cnidaria, Anthozoa, Scleractinia, Pocilloporidae. The record is from the annotation of a GenBank genome assembly.